Aspergillus welwitschiae is the source of this 710-nucleotide messenger RNA. RefSeq lists its product as uncharacterized. The transcript has a single exon. Lineage: Eukaryota; Fungi; Ascomycota; Eurotiomycetes; Eurotiales; Aspergillaceae. Bases 253 to 609 code for a protein of 118 amino acids. The record is from RefSeq and is a predicted model, not a curated record.
CACACACACACACACACACACACACACACACACACACACACGGAGCGCUUCGUUUCAUCUCUCACCCACAGAGGAAACGAACCCCUCCUUCCACAUACCCCUACAACCUAUCUAUCUUGCUAUGAGGCGUUAAAACGGCGUUUGAUAUUCAUUCUACAUAUUCCCUUUCCCGAUUUGCACCCUCUUUACCCAUCUGUACAUCCCCUUCCUAUACGAUACACCCCGAUCCGGUAGGACGGAUAACAAGUGGAAAUGGGCACGGUGCACACGGAACAGGACACUAGGGAUUAUCUAUCUAUCUGGGCGGGCGGACGGACGGCACGGCACGGUACGGUACGGUUUCUAUUUGAUAUCCCCAAUGGCUUUGCAAGCAUGUAUGGCACAUUGCUCAAUGUUAUCUUUAUAUCUGAUUCUAUCCUGUCUUUCCUUUCUCUUCUUCUCUUGAUGUCAAUUUACCUUACCUUCUCUUUACUUACACGAAUGUAUUUGCUAUGCUAUCUUCCUCUUCUGUGUUUUGAGGCAAACGCUGUUAGCUUUCCAUACAUCGAAGUACACAAUAGUACCUAUAGUCGCGUUGAAUCUUUGCGUUGGGGGUUUAGCUCUAAAUAGACGAGGAUAUUAGUAUGUUUAGUAUUUCUGCAAAUGGAGUGGAGACUACUUCUCUAAUUAGUCUUUGAGGCAGUGCCACAUCACUUGGGACUUGAUAGUAG